This is a messenger RNA of Menidia menidia (Atlantic silverside), 2121 nucleotides long. The record is from the annotation of a GenBank genome assembly. NCBI's taxonomy places the organism in Eukaryota, Metazoa, Chordata, Actinopteri, Atheriniformes, Atherinopsidae.
AUGGAGGCUCUAAUCCCCGUCAUAAACAAGCUCCAAGAUGUGUUCAACACCGUGGGCGCGGAUAUCAUCCAGCUUCCGCAGAUUGCUGUUGUAGGGACGCAGAGUAGCGGAAAGAGCUCGGUGCUGGAGAGCCUGGUGGGCCGGGACCUGCUCCCCCGUGGGACCGGCGUGGUGACCAGGCGCCCCCUCAUCCUCCAGCUGGUCAACGUGGAACCGGGGGACUCCAGGAAGAACGAGGAUGGCGGCAGAGAGGGAGAGGAGUGGGGGAAGUUUCUACACACCAAAAACAAGAUCUACUGGGAUUUUGACGAGAUAAGGCAGGAGAUUGAGAGCGAGACGGAGCGCGUGUCGGGGACUAAUAAGGGGAUCAGCGACGAGCCCAUUCACCUGAAGAUCUUCUCUCCAAAUGUUGUCAACCUGACGCUGGUGGAUCUGCCAGGAAUCACCAAGGUGCCUGUGGGGGAUCAGCCUAAGGACAUAGAGGUUCAGAUCCGAGAUCUAAUCCUGAAGCACAUCUCCAACCCCAACUGCAUCAUCCUGGCCGUCACGGCCGCCAACACGGACAUGGCCACCUCCGAGGCUCUCAAAGUGGCCCGGGAGGUGGACCCCGACGGCCGGAGGACGCUGGCCGUGGUGACCAAGCUGGACCUGAUGGACGCCGGGACCGACGCCAUGGACGUGCUGAUGGGCCGAGUCAUCCCCGUCAAGCUGGGCCUCAUCGGGGUGGUCAACAGGAGCCAGCUGGACAUCAACAACAGAAAGUCGGUGGCCGACGCCAUCCGGGACGAGCACGCCUUCCUCCAGAAGAAGUAUCCGUCCCUCGCCAACAGAAAUGGAACCAAAUACCUGGCCAGAACCCUCAACAGGUUACUGAUGCACCACAUCCGGGACUGCCUCCCGGAGCUGAAGACGCGGAUCAACGUGCUGGCGGCCCAGUACCAGUCGCUGCUCAGCAGCUACGGGGAGCCGGUGGAGGACCAGAGCGCCACGCUGCUGCAGCUCAUCACCAAGUUCGCCACCGAGUACUGCAACACCAUCGAGGGCACGGCCAAAUACAUCGAGACCGCCGAGCUGUGCGGUGGAGCCAGAAUCUGCUACAUUUUCCACGAGACGUUUGGCCGAACGCUGGAGUCCGUGGAUCCUCUGGGGGGGCUGAGCACCAUCGACAUCCUGACCGCCAUCAGGAACGCCACGGGCCCGCGGCCCUCCCUGUUCGUGCCGGAGAUCUCCUUCGAGCUGCUGGUGAAGAAGCAGGUGAAGCGUCUGGAGGAGCCCAGCCUGCGCUGCGUGGAGCUGGUCCACGAGGAAAUGCAGAGGAUCAUCCAGCACUGCAGCAACUACAGCACACAGGAGCUGCAGAGAUUCCCGAAGCUGCACGAGGCCAUCGUGGAGGUGGUCACCUCCCUGCUGAGGAAGAGGCUCCCCAUCACCAACGACAUGGUGCAUAACCUGGUUGCCAUCGAGCUGGCCUACAUCAACACCAAGCACCCGGACUUUGCGGACGCCUGCGGGGUGAUGAACAACAACAUCGAGGAGCAAAGGAGAAACCGGAUGAGGGAGCUGCCUGCCGCCGUGCCCAGGGACAAGUCUGUUGGCAAAGGCCCGGCGGGCCUAUCUGUGGCUUCUGGCGAGCCCUCUGCGUCUGGAGCAGACAUGGACGGUGCCAAGGCUCCGGGGCCCCAGGGGGAGCCGGAGGGCACCGGGACCUGGAGGGGGAUGCUGAAGAAGGGGGAGGAGGCCCCGGGCUCCGGGCCGGGAAGCCCCCUGAAAGGAGCCGUCAACCUGCUGGACGUGCCCGUCCCGGUUGCUAGGAAGCUGUCGUCCAGGGAGCAGCGGGACUGCGAGGUCAUCGAGCGCCUCAUCAAGUCCUACUUCCUCAUCGUCAGGAAGAACAUCCAGGACAGCGUGCCGAAAGCGGUCAUGCACUUCCUGGUCAACCACGUGAAGGACAGCCUGCAGAGCGAGCUGGUGGGCCAGCUCUACAAGUCGGGGCUCCUCAACGACCUGCUGACCGAGUCCGAGGACAUGGCCCAGCGCCGCAAAGAGGCCGCCGACAUGCUGCAGGCCCUACAGAGAGCCAGUCAGGUGAUCGCUGAGAUAAGAGAAACACACCUGUGGUGA